Messenger RNA from Suillus subalutaceus, 567 nucleotides. RefSeq lists its product as uncharacterized. The record is from RefSeq and is a predicted model, not a curated record. The transcript has 4 exons. Lineage: Eukaryota; Fungi; Basidiomycota; Agaricomycetes; Boletales; Suillaceae. The coding region runs from base 1 to 567 and encodes 188 amino acids.
AUGUCUUCGGCUGAUAUUGAAGUCAAAUGCUUCUCGCAAUGUGUUGCCGAUGGUAUAUAUGACCGAGUCGCUGAUGCCAUUAUGAGCCUUGAGAAGGAUGGCCUGGGCGAAGCAGAUUUUGGAAUUGAUUGGACCACGACCGUCCAAGAUAAUUACAGUGGGACCAAUUGGUCCUAUGUCAACACCAAGGAUGGUCGCCCAUUCAGAACGAAUAUUGUUGGGCAAAUCGCCACUUCAACAUGCGGCAUGAAGCAUUCCACGAAAGGCACUCACUUUACCAAAAAGAACAUACUGCUAAGCGAUUCAGACACAGUCAAAUGGAAGUGGGCUAUUUCCAAACCCACACUAAGCUCCCCGAACCUGAUAGACAUAUGGGAGAACCAAUUAACAUCAAUUGAGGACUGGGUUAGCGAGGAAAGCAAGAGAGCGGCGACAGGUUCAAAAAUAAAUGCAUGCAUCAAUAAGAGUGCCAGUGACCUCCAAUACACAGACCUCAUCAUGCUGACGUCGCAACACAUCUACGAGAAACCAGAAGGCAUCAAUGCCAACCAAGAUGCCACUCCUUGA